AUGUUUCUGACAACUCAUGGCUUGGAACAAUGGUGGCCAAGUGAUGCAAAUUUUCAGCAAACUAUCCAAGAUAGUAACCUCAUAAGCAGGAAAAUUCGAUCUUUAUACACCGAAACAUCUUGGGAAGUAACACAAAGAUUAAAUCCUUUAACUUCACAUCCCAUUUGUUUCGGUAAUAUUGGAGAAAAAGAAGAAUUUGCAUGGAAAUGGAAUAUUGUUAAAUCUGCAAUUCUUUCAAAUAGUGAAACUCAGGCGAGCAAUGAUUACAAUAGCAAUACACCAUAUGUACCAUUGAAGAGUUGGAUGCCUCCAUUAUUAAGCUUCAAGGAUGCUAGUUUUGCUGUGGUAAAAAAGGCUUCUCCUAUGUUGAAUCUGUCUUUUGUUUCACCGGUCACGAGUCAUGGAAAUAAUGAAGAAAAGGACAAUUUUGUUUCGAGUAGUGAAACUCAAGUGAGUAGUGAAACUCAAGUGAGCAAUGAUUCAAACAAGACUUCAUGUGAAGGCUUGAAGAAUUGGAUACCUUCAUUAUCUGGCAUGAAAGAUGCUGCUUUAGGGAUAGGAAAAUUGGUUCCGUAUCUGUAUGCUAACAAGAGUGAUGUUGGCAUAGGAGAGAAGAUUGUUGACAAGGAAAACAAGGGUCCUUUGCAAUAA
Vicia faba (fava bean) is the source of this 651-nucleotide messenger RNA. The record is from the annotation of a GenBank genome assembly. Lineage: Eukaryota; Viridiplantae; Streptophyta; Magnoliopsida; Fabales; Fabaceae.